GAUUCCAAUCGGGUAACGGCGCAAAUUAGGUUGAAACAGUUGCUAACAUUAUUGUAAAUCUGCCAAUCCACUAAAGGCCAGCAUUUGAUGACAAGGCUGCACGGCGAUACCCCUUCAUAUGGGUUUUUGUAGUUUGAUCAUCAGCCCAUGACAGAGGCCCCUGGUUCAGAGCGUGUUAAAUCCAGCACAGAGUAUGGUUCCCUGGUUUUGGUGGAGGUUCGGAAUCAUGGGGUGGAAGUGUGAGGUGCCGAGGCGAACGUGAUGACGGCAUGGUCCAUGGUGGUGAAGCUCAAAAUGGAAAAACACCCAUGCAGGGAAGACAACAUUGACUCAAGUGAGACCCAGCCUGCCACAGACGAGUCAGAGGAUGGGAGCAGCUCAGAGAGUGAAUCUGAGGGGCAGCAGUGUCCCCGGGUUCAGGUGAACAACAGCAGCUGCAAAAAGAGGGACCCGCUCGCAGUCACCAAGCCUCAUCGCCAACUCUGCCGCUCACCAUGCCUUGACCGACCCAGUUUUUCUCAGAGUAGUACAGUACAAGAUGUCCGUGAGGAUGACACAAACAACACUGUACCAGGAUUUAAAUCUGUUGGUGAAAAGGAGUAUCAAGCCAAGAAGGAGUUUGCUUUGAAACUAGGUUAUUCGAGUGAACAAGUGGAGGCUGUGCUCAACAAGUUGAGUGCUGCUGCUCUGAUUAACGAUAUUUUAGCAGAAUUAGUAAGGCUUGGGAACAAGGUGGAUCCUGAAGUUCAGACUUGCACUAAUCCAUCUACUCUGGUAUCACGCUCUCCAUGUGUCAAAGAGAAUGCCAGUCCAGAGGUGUCCUUGGAAGAAGAAUCAGUAGACACCUAUGACAACCUUAGGCCCAUUGUGAUUGAUGGCUCAAAUGUUGCAAUGAGCCAUGGAAACAAGGAAGUAUUCUCCUGCCGUGGGAUCCAACUUGCUGUUGAAUGGUUUAGAGAAAAAGGCCACAAAGACAUUACUGUUUUUGUCCCAGCCUGGAGAAAGGAGCAGUCAAGGCCAGACGCCCUCAUUACAGACCAAGAAAUAUUACGACGACUGGAGAAAGAAAAGAUACUGGUUUUUACCCCAUCCCGUAGGGUUCAAGGCAGGAGAGUGGUGUGCUAUGAUGAUCGCUUCAUAGUGAAGCUGGCUUAUGAUUCUGAUGGAAUUAUUGUGUCAAAUGACAACUACCGGGACUUGCAAAAUGAAAAACCUGAAUGGAAGAAGUUUAUUGAGGAGCGUCUCCUUAUGUACUCAUUUGUCAAUGACAAAUUUAUGCCACCUGACGAUCCUUUGGGAAGACAUGGUCCAAGCUUAGAAAAUUUUCUUCGGAAACGACCUGUUGUUCCAGAGCACAAAAAACAGCCCUGUCCUUAUGGUAAAAAGUGCACAUACGGACACAAGUGCAAAUACUAUCAUCCUGAGCGAGUGAACCAGCCUGUCCGCUCAGUGGCUGAUGAGCUUCGGGCCUUUGCUAAACUGUCGGCGGUGAAGACAAUGAGUGAAGGGGCUUUGGUCAAAUGUGGUGCAGCAGCUCAGAAGGGUGAGGGCAGCUCUGAGGCCAAACGCGUGGCGCCUAAACGCCAAUCAGACCCCAGCAUUCGCUCUGUGGCUUGUGAGCCUCCAGAGGCACUAUCUGUGGCUAGGAAGUCGGAGACUAAUUCGGUGCCUUCUCUUGUGACUGCUCUCAGUGUGCCCACAAUGCAACCAGCAAAGAGCCAUGCAGCUGGGGCUUUGAACACCCGCUCUGCCAGCAGCCCAGUGCCUGGCUCCUUGCACUUUGGCCGCAGCUCUUUGGAGCACACAUCCAGUGUACAGUAUCCACCUAUACUGGUGACCAACAGUCAUGGAGCGUCUAUGACUUACUCGGACCAGUUCCCAAAGUUUGACUCAGUGGUCAGUGACCACGGGUAUUAUUCACUGCACAGUGACUUCUCAAACAUGAGCAUGAGCAGCAUGCAUAAUGUCGACAGUUUCUGUAGCAUGGAGCAUGAUCAUGGCGUCUAUCAGAGAAACAUCAGCCACUGCCCUGAAUCCUGCCUCAGCCAUUCCAACAGCGAUUCUUUCUCGUCCUACGGAGACAUGUACCAGAGCUCAGUGGACAGCAGUCUGGACGACAGUAUGAAGGGGGCGCCACAAUCAUCAGCACAGAGCAGAAUGCAGGCAUUUGCACACGGCUUUCGUCACGAGGCUCUGACCAGGGUUCAGAGUUAUGGACCAGAGGAUCCCAAGCAGGGUCCAUGUAAGCCGCAAGCGGCUCAUCUGGCCCCCCAUAUCCAACAUGCUGCAGUGGGAGCCAGGUCCAGCUGUCCUGGAGACUACCCUCUAACUCAGACGUCACUCCCCCCUCUCUCCUCACAACCCACGCGCUCCCUCGGUAUGACCCGCAUGGACAGUAUUUCAGAUUCCAGGUUGUACGACAGCAAUCCUCUGAGACAAAGGCGGCCACCGCUGUGUCGUGAGCAGCAUGCGAGCUGGGACCCUCUGCCUUGUGGGAAUGAGUCCUUUGGGUAUCACUCAUACCCGCUGAGUAAUAGCUUGAUGCCAUGUUGUGAGAGGGUGAUGGUCCGCAGUAUGCCUGACAAAAUGGAGCAGAUAUGGAACUCUCCCUGGGAAACUGCCUCUGUGGCGGAGCACCAGGAGCGGUACGUCAUCCCGGACCACCAGUACCAAACAUAUCGAAACCUUUGUAACAUCUUUCCUGCUUAUAUUGUUCACUCCGUCAUGGAAAAGAACCCACAUCUAACAGACCCACAACAACUCGCUGCAGUCAUUGUCACAAAGUUGAGGUCGUGCAACUAAUGUCACUAAAUUAUAUAUGAACAAUUAUUUUAAAAGCGUCAAACUUAGGCACUUAUUUGUUGUUGCUGCAUGUGCAACAAUUGCCCUCAGGAGUUACGAUUCAUCACCAUAAAUCUUCAAUAAGAGGAAUUAGAUUUACAUCACUGAGUGAAUUGUGACAUUACAGUGGUAUAAUGUCUCACAGUAGAUAUGUACAUUUUAUAUGAAGGAUAAUGCACUUGUUGUAAAUGAAUACGUUUGAGUAAACUGCAUAAAAUCAGUCACAAGAACUGAACCAGAGCCUUACAGAAGUUAAUGUAGUUCUAAAAAUCCAAAAGUUGGCUCAAAGUAUUCUUAGAAAAUGCAUUGUGCCCAAUCCUUUACAUGACUAUAAUGACAACAUUAACAAUGUUAAUUGUUAAAUUGUUGCUUUGAAGUAUUUGCCUUACUGUUUUUUCCACUGUCUUUUCUGAAUCACUUCUUCUGUAAAACUCUAGUUCAUAUCCUGUGACUGUGUUAUAAACAGGAUUUGAAGAUUUUUUUUUUUUACUUAAUAAUUGGUUUAGAUCUGCCUCUGCUGUAAAUAAGAUAAGGGAGGUGAGUGUGUACCUCACAGCAUGAGCACGACAUUAAUGGCCUUAUAUCUGAAUGACCUCACACAGUCGUGUCAUCAGUUUCAGUGAAAAUCUGUGUAGCUGAAGCUCCACACUUUCAAAUGUAAAGCACUAUAUCAUUAUCUAAAGAUAUAUUUUCUCAACAUCGUUUAACAAAACUAUUUUAGUAAAGCGUGCACAAAACAAGCCAAAAACAGAGAUUUGACUUGUGAAGUGUACGAGUGCAUAUAUUUAUGUACAUAUAAUCACACAAAAGCCAUUGUUUCAGUGUCAUUUUAAAGCUGCUAAAUAAUGCCAAAAAAUUAUUUUUAUCAGUAUUUCACAUGGCAACAUUUUAGUUCACUGAAUUGAUUAUGUGGAUAAUUGAGGUGUUAAAAUUAGUACAUGUAGUACAGUAAUUGUAUUUUAAAUUUUUUACUAAGGAGUAUUUAUUUGUUGUGCUAACUAUUUAAUUGUAAAAUAUUCAAAGCAAUUUUACUAGUGCUGUUGGAGCCACUGAUGUGGUUGGCUGAGCAUUUUUAGAAUAUGGUUAACUUAUGGGACAGCUUUUGUGUAGUCUGGCAUCAGUGCUAUAUUUAACAGACUUGUUCUGUUAAAUAGAUGGAUGAUUGCAUGAUUAGAUGUAGGCAUUUCUGGUUAGGUAAGAGAUUCAAGUUGGUGAUGACCGCUCUGUUUGGCUUUACAGUCCAUUAUUAUAUGACAUCACGUCUACAUGCAACACCACGGGCUUAGUUUUUAGCAUUGGACCUUGAUUUAUAGUCCCAGAUGUGCAUGUGUGAGGAAGCAUUAGUGAAACUUAUCUGUGUGGGAUGAUCUUAGAAAUCAUCAACACUUUGCACAACAAUCCUGCAUUGGACUGAAUGCUUUAUUUAGCAGGCUGUGGAGCGUUUAUGAGUGACUUUAGUGGGUGAAUGGUUUCUGACCUUUAUGUCAGUGAUAUUUAGUGUAUGGCAAAAGCAUGUUUCAGAUUACGGAUAGCCUUUUCCAGAGGCUUGUUUGCUCAAAUAGAAGAAAAUGCAGUGUUUGUAGAUUUUUAGGAGUUUGGGCUGUGCCUUGCAGCGAAUUGCUCUCAGGAUGAUUUGUUUUGUAAUUUACUAUAUUUACUUGCAAAUCCCACAGAAAAAAACUCAUCAAACGUAUAGUAAUUUAAAUACCAUAAUAUGUACAGUUGAGAUGUAGAAAUGCCUAAAGUUAAGUGUUUGCUCUGUACAUUAUUCAUUUCAGUCUGGGCAUCUUGGCCAAAUAUGACCAAUGUCAUGGCUUUACAUCACAGGCUGCACUGAACACUGGGGCUGCGUGUGGCCUAUCAACAAAUGGAGGAAUUUGAGAUUCGAGCAGAUUUAAUGCUCUUUUCUAAAGAUGUGAGAUUUCAAACAAUGUAUAUCAUUGCAGUUGCUUUGGGGAUACAUAGGGGCAUUUAUAGGCUCAUGUUAGCACAUUUCUGAUGACUGAAUUUGAAAAUCAUCUUUGGAAUAAUAAUAAAAAAGACAUUCAUAUUUGUCAAUAUUGCCCAACCCUAUGCUGUCCCUUCACAACCAGCUGUACAAAAUUACACAUUGAGUACAAAAUAUAGCAGAAUGUCAUGUGAAGUUAACUUGAAAUUGAAAAAGUGAAACCUUUUCAUAUUCUACUUUUUAUGAUAAUUUACACUGUAAAACACAAAGCUUGUUUAGUACUAAAUAGGCUCUUGUUGAUAUUUUUAUGGGAAAUGUUUGUGUGUGGUAUUUCAUUUUGAAUUCUAUCUCAUCAUUAUCUCAUUAGUGAUUCUCAAUUGUAUUUAGGUUCAACCUUAAUGUAUGAGCAUAUAUAUAAUAUACAGACUAUAUAAUGUUUGAAUGUGUUCUGCCCAAAGGUAUUUUGGGCUUUGCUGACUUUGUUUUUUUCAUGAAAAAAGACACGGCUGCUUUUGGCCAAUUGUCUGUUCAUGAGAAGGUGAAACAAACUGCCUAAAUGUUUCGACAUGUGAAACAAUCAGAUUGCAAGGCUGCUGUCAAGGUUGUUUCUGGCAUUUGGUUUAAGGUUUGCGUGCCGUUCUAUUCAGCUCUACCCUGAGAUUGUUGUACAUUGCAAGGAACUGCAAACUAAAACCACUUAAGCACAUUGAUGCUUUGAUUCUUAAAAUUGAAGUAGUCAGAUGCCCCGGGGAAAGCAGAGUGCAUUUAUUAUAUAAAAAAGUGUGAGUUGUAGAAGGCCACAAUAAGGUAACGGACAUCACGAAUAGUGUUACAGCAUUUCUUUGCCAAGGACAUUCUUGACAUUAUGAUACUGUUAUAAGGCAAUGCUAUGCCACUAUAGCACUGUUUUGCCUGGGCAGUGGACUACUUCCACCCUCUAAUCUAUCUGAAGCCUUGCAGUGUCUAUUAUUUGACUUCUUAUCUAUACAGCCACUAAAGUGGUUUGUCGUCCUCAGAUUUCAUGGUAAGUGCCGCAAACAACUAAGCCACAAAUGUCAAGAAUUGACUAUUGCUUGUUGAUACAAAUUGUAUCUAUACCUUGAAUGUAACAAACUAUAAAUGUAAAAUAUGAAUAUAGUUUUAUUUAACUAAAGGGGAAAAAACAAUGCCAUAAUGUUUGUGACACUGUGUGUCACUGGGAGUAGCCCACUGGUAUGUAUUUAUUCUUACUGGGUACAGUAGUUCUUUACAGGGACUUUAUGUGCUGCGAGAGCACUCCUCCCUGAGUACAGCGGUAAGCAUGUCCUCUUUGUACAUAGGACCAUCGGAGUGUACAUAAAACUAUUCUGUACAUAAAACGGUUAGUAUGUUGUUCAAUACUGUGUUGUUAUUUGUGCACCUUUGGUAAAUUGCAAUGUCUGCUUUAUUCUAUUUUAAUGGGAGUUUCAAUAGUUUUAAAAUAUUUUGCAUAAAAAUAUGCCAAAGUUAUUCUUGGGUGACGUAUCAAAUAAGUAAACUAGAGGAAAACAUGGGACUGUCAUCAGAGUCCUGAACUAUACAUUUGCUGCCAGAUGGGGUCGCUGUGCCGAUCUUAAGGCACUGCAGUGAAAUCUUUCUGGUCAAAACUGUCUCUUCUGAUUGUAGAAAAUUAUCACUGAGAUGUUUCACAUGUCAGAUAUGACUGCCCUGUGUCAUCACGUCCUAUUAAAUUGUAAUUUUACUCACUGUAGGUUAUGCAGCCGUAAUGCACCAUAGAUUUGACUUAUACAUAAAAAUACUUGAGGUGUAAAUGAACACAUUUGGUGUAUAAAUUUAAACUCUUAAUUCAGAAUAUUUGCUUUGAGUGAUGCGUGUACUGAUUUCACAGACCUGUUCACAUAAUUGGGUUUUAAACAGUUGUGGUCUGGUCAUUGUCCACCUCUUGAGUCUGUGGUAAUGUUGAUGUGUAGUGUCAAAAUUGUAAAAUCUGGAGGUGCAUUUUGAACACGAUCAUACCAACUCAGGUUAACUCAACAACUGUUAAAAGUUUAAAUAAAGUUGGUUAACAUGUUUAGUA
Periophthalmus magnuspinnatus is the source of this 6845-nucleotide messenger RNA. It is a transcript of the gene zc3h12b, whose product is annotated as zinc finger CCCH-type containing 12B. The coding region runs from base 262 to 2802 and encodes 846 amino acids. The transcript has 6 exons. Gene Ontology annotation, cellular component: nucleus; cytoplasmic ribonucleoprotein granule. The record is from RefSeq and is a predicted model, not a curated record. Lineage: Eukaryota; Metazoa; Chordata; Actinopteri; Gobiiformes; Gobiidae. Gene Ontology annotation, molecular function: mRNA binding; RNA endonuclease activity; metal ion binding.